This is a messenger RNA of Sphaerulina musiva SO2202, 2049 nucleotides long. Its product is annotated as phosphatases II. Lineage: Eukaryota; Fungi; Ascomycota; Dothideomycetes; Mycosphaerellales; Mycosphaerellaceae. Gene Ontology annotation, molecular function: phosphatase activity. The annotation marks the transcript as partial. The record is from RefSeq and is a predicted model, not a curated record. Gene Ontology annotation, biological process: dephosphorylation. The transcript has 2 exons.
GGCACUCUUACGCUGCGGAAACAUCACCUGGUCUUCACCUAUGUUCCCACGCCACCGGACCAGCAUGGCUCCGGCCUUUCCACACCGCGAGCCAGCAGGGAGUCCAGCGACGCAGGAGCGCCGGCGAAGACUCCUGGUGCGAAGCGGAAACUGAAGGAUAUGUGGCUGCCAUACCCGUUGAUCAACCAUUGUGUCCUGCGGCCGGGGCAUCAGCACACGCGAAUCCGCAUUCGUACUCGCGACUUCAGGCUCAUGGCCUUCACAUUCUAUGGUGACGCUGUAAAGUCUUCUGACGCGGCAGCCCGUGAAGUGUUCUACUGUUUAAGGAACCGCUGUUGCGUUGAUCGUGUUCAAGACCUGCAUGCUUUCUAUUUCAAGGCACCCCAAGAAGAGACUUCUAUUUCUGGCACGGCGUAUGAUGCACGGCGAGAGUUCGCACGUAUGGGGAUUGGUGCCAAAGCUGCAGAAGGAGUGGGAAGUGCCUGGCGCAUCUCGACCAUCAAUGAAGACUAUACGUUUUCGCCCACUUACCCAAGCAUCUUGUGCGUACCAGCCACAGUCAGCGAUAACAUGCUCAAAUACGGAGGACCGUAUCGGUCGAAGAGCAGGAUCCCGGCGCUGACCUACCUUCAUUCCAACGGUGGCAGCAUUACUCGGUCUUCGCAGCCCAUGCCAGGCCUUGCAGGGAAGCGGAACCCCCAGGACGAGCGUCUGGUAUCGGCCAUCUUCUCGAGCCAGACGCCGUCCGAGGAUGCUUCCACACCAGUGUCACUGCAAGACACUUCGCACCAACCCACUCUAAAGGAGAGCGAUGAGAGAAGUGCGCGUGAUCAUGAACGCGGAGACGGCCGCAUUCUCGCAGAUACAGACCUUGCCACUACCAGUAGCGACGCAGUAGAAAACGAAACAAUACCCCGACCCAAGGUCUAUGGUACCACUCGCAAAAGACUGAUUGUUGAUGCACGACCGAGGCUGAACGCUUUGGCCAAUCGGGCUACUGGAGGUGGCAUUGAGGAUGUGUCCAACUAUUGUGACUCGUCGGGUGAACUUCCUCAAAGGCUGUUCCUGGACAUAGCAAACAUCCACGUGAUGCGCAAGUCCUUGGCUCUCGUCGUCGAGAGCUUCGGAAGCGCUGAUUAUAUUCGGGCUGCACCUCUGUCAGACCUUCUGCAGAAGUCUGGUUGGCUGGGCCACAUUGCAGGACUUAUCGAUGGCUCCGAAAAGGUUGCCAGAGCGGUCGGUCUUGGCGGCGAUCACGUCCUCGUGCAUUGCUCCGAUGGUUGGGAUCGCACUUCGCAGGUUGCUGCAAUUGCGGAGGUCAUGUUGGAUCCUUACUAUCGUACAUUCACCGGUUUCAUGACUUUGAUUCAGAAGGACUUUCUCUCUUUUGGUCACAAAUUCAAUCACCGCCACGGCGUGCUGGGGUGUGAGAAGUGGUUCGAUAUCGAGCAUGAGCGUGUGAUGCCUAUGAAUCCCCGGGAAAACGGAGUUGCCGUCUCGAACUUAGGCUCGAAAGCAUUAUCGGGCGCGAAGAACUGGUUCGAGAAGAAUCGCAAUGGCCUCUUCAAACAACAGAACGAUAGUCGCAGCAGCCUGGAUGGCUCGCCAUCUCGGCCACCCUCGCCACCAACAAAUCCGAUAUUGCAUUCGCCAGCGACAUCGAGUACGGUGAAAGAUAGAGAGCAUAAGGUGAAGGAAGACGAGAUCGCACCCAUUUUCCAUCAAUUCCUAGACGCAGUCUACCAGCUGCAGUACUCGUACCCGACAGCCUUCGAGUUCAACGAGGUGUAUCUAAGGCGGCUGCUCUAUCAGGUCUACUCGUGCCAAUACGGAGAGUUCUUGUUCAAUAACGAGCAAGAACGAUCAGCACAGGGACAUCUAUUGCCUUCUGUAUGGCCGCACUUUGUAGCAAGGCAAGGAGAAUUCUCGAAUCCCAACUAUGCACCUAAGCUCCACGAUUCCCUGCUGUUACCCAAACGGUCCGCGGCUGGGCGAGACCUGGAAGUACGCUGGUGGAGUCAGGUCUUCUGGCAGGACGAUAAGAAAAUG